Messenger RNA from Drepanopeziza brunnea f. sp. 'multigermtubi' MB_m1, 1983 nucleotides. RefSeq lists its product as uncharacterized. NCBI's taxonomy places the organism in Eukaryota, Fungi, Ascomycota, Leotiomycetes, Helotiales, Drepanopezizaceae. The record is from RefSeq and is a predicted model, not a curated record. Gene Ontology annotation, biological process: amino acid transmembrane export from vacuole.
AUGGUCCCUCGCAGCCAUUCCGUCCCCAACCCCAACUCCAAUCCCGACCUCGAACCCGAUACUAGGCCUCAUCGACCACCACGCGCCCUGUCUUCGAACAGUGCCAAACGAUCCUUCCGAUCCUACACCUCUUCUUUCGAAGCAGAUGAUGAGAGGUCGAGUUCUGGCGACAACGCGAGCAUGGGUCCUGAUAUAGGCGGAGGCGUCCGAGAUGGACCGUCGCAGUACGAGGGCGAGGAUACGCGGUUGACGAGUCGCAAGGAGCUGUCGGGCUGGUACGCCUAUGGAUUUGCGGCGGAGGUGUUUGUGAUCUGUGGAAUGGGCUCAUUCAUACCCAUCACCCUCGAACAGCUUGCCCGCGAGAAUGGAGUCCUUCUAUCCGAUCUUACGACGCCCUGCGCAUCGAGUUCCUCCCAUCCAACUCCCAAUCAUCCUGGUCAAAAUGCCGUCAAAGAUCUCGGGCAGUGUGUAGUCUUUGUGCUGGGAAUACAGAUCAACACGGCCAGUUUCGCCAUGUACACAUUUUCUCUGAGCGUGCUAUUUCAAGCUCUCCUGGUAGUCUCUAUAAGCUGUGCUGCAGAUCGCGGAAACUAUCGAAAACGGCUGCUUCUGUUCUUUGCUUUUGCUGGCUCAAUAGCAACGAUGCUCUUUCUACCGGUGGUUCCCAAGGUCUAUCUUUUGGCAGCACUCCUUGCAAUGAUCUCAAAUACAUGCUUCGGAGCAAGCUUCGUGCUCCUAAACUCCUUCCUACCCCUGCUGGUCAGGCAUCAUCCCAAAGCACAAUAUCAGACUCCAGAUUUUACGCCAGAGCUGCCGUCGACCGUACUAGAAGAUCAGCCGUCGGAAAGUCAACUAGACUCUGAGGACAAUCUAGAAAACUCAAAUGCAGCCCUCCUUUCUCCCUCGCCGGACUUGACGCGGCCCUUACCGCCAUCUAAAAACCUCACUCCUAUCGCGUUGCAGCUGUCUACACAAAUCUCAUCUACCGGAAUGGGAAUCGGCUAUAGCGCAGGACUAUUUUUGCAAUGCGUUUGCAUCGUGGUCAUCUUCUCACUAAAGAGCACGACUUUCUCCCUCCGUCUUGUCCUCUUCAUAGUAGGGGCAUGGUGGUUCAUCUUCACCAUCCCCGCCGCCCUGUGGCUACGUCCUCGCCCCGGCCCUCCCCUCCGCAGCGGUCCCAAUGGUGAAAACACGACCUGGCUCGCCUACGUAACACACGCCUGGAAAUCUCUCUGGCGAACCAUCAAGCUCGCCCGCCGCCUGAAGGACAUAACACUCUUCCUCGGCGCGUGGUUUUUGCUUUCAGACGCCAUUGCCACCGUCUCUGGUACUGCGGUCCUCUACGCAAAGACCCAACUGCACAUGGCUCCCGAAGCUCUUGGCCUCAUCAAUGUCAUCUCAACUACCGCCGGGGUGCUAGGCGCCUUCUCGUGGGCGUACAUCUCUCGCACCUUGAAUCUCCGACCCCAUCAAACAAUUCUAGUAUGCAUCUGCAUCUUUGAGAUUAUCCCUCUCUACGGCCUCCUAGGCUACCUCCCCUUCAUUCAAACGUGGGGCGUCAUCGGCCUCCAGAAACCUUGGGAAAUGUACCCCCUCGGUUUCGUCUACGGCUUCGUUCUGGGUGGACUGAGCUCCUACUGCCGAUCUCUGUUCGGGGAAUUGAUCCCCCCUGGCUCGGAAGCGGCGUUCUACGCGCUGUACGCCAUUACGGACAAGGGCUCUUCAGUGUUUGGGCCUGCGAUUGUAGGCGCGAUUGUUGAUCGCACGGGGGAGAUUAGACCGGCAUUUUGGUUCUUGGCCGCUCUGGUGGGCUUGCCGGCGCCCUUGAUUUAUUUCGUAGAUGUCGAGCGCGGGAAGCGGGAAGGUGAGAAGUUAGCAGAUGUGAUCGAUUCCGUCAAGAGCGUUGAGGAGAGUGGGACGCAGAGUCCGGCGGAGCAGCAGGGACUGUUGGCUAGUGAUGACCAGGCUAGAGUGGGGAGAUAG